Populus trichocarpa (black cottonwood) is the source of this 808-nucleotide messenger RNA. RefSeq lists its product as uncharacterized. Gene Ontology annotation, cellular component: chloroplast thylakoid membrane. The record is from RefSeq and is a predicted model, not a curated record. The transcript is spliced from 5 exons. NCBI's taxonomy places the organism in Eukaryota, Viridiplantae, Streptophyta, Magnoliopsida, Malpighiales, Salicaceae. The coding region runs from base 79 to 516 and encodes 145 amino acids.
GAAAGCAAUUUUGAGAAUACAGAUAAAGUAGCAAAAAAAAAAAAAAACAGAUACAUACAUCCACAUACAGCAAAGGCUAUGGAGAUGGUGUCCAUGUCUUCCUGUUUGCUAUCCAUCAAUGGAAACUUCCUUCUUUCUUCUCAAUACCCGUCUCGCCCGCCCACACUUGUCAAAUGGGGAUUUAGGAUGGAUCAGGAUGGAAGCUCAGUUACGAAGCGAAUCAAGAGCCAAGCAUUUCGAAUCUUGGCAAAUCCUAAUGUGUCAGGGAAGAGCAGCCCAAUGAAGGAGGUCAUCAUGGUUGAUCCUCUGGAAGCCAAACGAUUAGCAGCCAAACAAAUGAAAGAAAUUCAAAAAAGAGAGAGAUUCAAGAGACGGCGCCAAAUUGAAGCAAUUAACGGAGCAUGGGCAAUGAUUGGCCUCACGGCAGGCUUGGUCAUUGAAGGUCACACUGGUAAAAGCAUACUGGAACAGUUGGCUGGAUACUGGUUUGCCAUUGUCCAUUUUUUUGUGCGGUAACAUGAUCGAGGAACGGUGAAAACAUGGAGAUUCUUCACUUAAAUAUUCUUUCGAAUUUAACUUUGUAAAAUUGUAUGAAAAUUGUUGCUUCAAGUGACAAAUGCUGUACCAUUUACUUUUUUACGGCCUUCCUCAGUUUAAAAUGACCUGGUAAUGUGUGGCAACAUUCUUUUAUUUUCCUUCUUGAGGGGUCCUAUCCUGUAACCAAGUAAUCGAUUGGUUAUGACUGCAUCGUUGAUAAGCUUUUAAUCUUUUCUUGGAAAAAAAGCUGAUAUAACUUGUUGGAUUCAAA